AUUCAGAGCACUGUUGUGUUCCUCUUUGCUCGGCGUCUGCGAAGUUUAAUGGCAGUUUAAGUUUUCAUAGCUUUCCAGCGCGUAGUGACCUCAGGAGCCAGUGGCUAAUAAACAUACGUCGGGACCAAUUUACUAUCUCGCCUCAUACAAAAGUCUGUAGCAGACAUUUCAUACCAGACCACUUGAUUGAACCAAAAACCCCAGAAGGUCGGAGAAGACUGACAAAGGAUGCAGUACCACUUCUUUUUGACUGGAACGGAUACAGCAUUCAGGCUCCACGGCUAAGUGUGUGGGAGAGGAGAGAAAGACCAGCUGACCCUGCCUCCCUGGAAGAUCCAUCAACUGAUCUUACAGUGGAUCAUGAUUAUUGUUCUGCUCCUGAGCCGUCAUCGCUAGACAUGUCCUGCGCUGAAAACGAAGAUCUGUCCCGUGAAGUGGAGGAGCUGAGAAAUCAGCUUCAUGAGUUGCGUGUCCAGCUAACCUUUGGGUUGCAACGUUUCUCCGGCUCCGGCGAGGACAUUCGAUUUUACACCAGAUUCCCAGGCUAUGACCACUUAAUGGCAUUUUGGUGGCUGAUUGAGCCAUCCAUCCACAAAAUGGUUCGGGUCUCAAGAGCAAAGGCUGCAGCUAAGAAGAAUGAAGAUGUGUCUCAUUCACGAAUGUCAGGGAGGCAGGUGCUGCAGCCAGUUGAUGAAUUUUUCCUUUUCCUUGUGCACUUGUCUGUUGGACUCAAGGAGAGAGACUUGGGACACCGUUUUAACAUCCAUCCUUCCACAGUGAGCCGAAUUAUUUCAACCUGGACAAACUUUCUCUACACACUUCUUGGAUCUGUGAGCAUUUGGCUGUCACCAGAGCAUGUGAAAAAAAACCUUCCUUCAGAAUUCCAAGACUAUCCUGAUACUCAGGUUAUCUUGGACUGCACUGAGCUCAGGUGUCAGACACCAUCAUCACCACUCCUACAAAGUGAGAUGUACUCCACAUACAAGUCUCACUGCACCAUGAAGGGCCUAGUUGGCAUAGCACCACACGAUGCAGUGACAUUUGUCUCCUCACUUUACGCUGGGUCAGUCAGUGACAAAGAGUUAUUCAAACAGUCAGGAUUGGCCAAGUUGCUCACAGAAGAAAUGGCAGUGAUGGUUGACAAGGGCUUCCUAAUUACUGAUUGUGUUAAGUGCAAAGUCUACUGCCCACCAUUUUUGUCAAAGCAAAGUCAGAUGCCUGCAUACCAGAUACAGAUACUUACAGUCAAUGUAAUUCUUCACAUUAGGGCAUUUAAUCUCGACCAAGCCAAACUGGGGGUAUUCAGUGGGGUCAAAUACGACACCAUCAGGGGAUGCACCAAGCCAGGGAGCAUCUGGGUGGAUGAUGAGGCCACAUGCAAGGGACUCUGCAGAGCUAUGCCCUCUGACAUGGCACACCUCACGAAAACGUGA
Molecule: messenger RNA, 1433 nt
Organism: Pygocentrus nattereri (red-bellied piranha)
Lineage: Eukaryota; Metazoa; Chordata; Actinopteri; Characiformes; Serrasalmidae
Exons: 5
Coding region: 399-1433 (344 amino acids)
Source: RefSeq, a predicted model, not a curated record